This is a messenger RNA of Heterobasidion irregulare TC 32-1, 498 nucleotides long. RefSeq lists its product as uncharacterized. The transcript has 3 exons. The record is from RefSeq and is a predicted model, not a curated record. NCBI's taxonomy places the organism in Eukaryota, Fungi, Basidiomycota, Agaricomycetes, Russulales, Bondarzewiaceae. The coding region runs from base 1 to 498 and encodes 165 amino acids.
AUGACAUACGGGGCGGCGAAAAUCACGCGCAUCCCAUCCAGAAGGGUGCCCUAUCGAGGAGAACAGGACGGCGGCGAAAACCGCGCAUCUCUGAGAGGCAAAUCCGAUCUGGAGGACCCAGAAGGCGGGGCCCGCACGGCUCAGCGAACGGUGCGCGAACAGGGGCGCUGGCCCCGCUCCGAGCCUUCUCGACGGGGUCAGCCCGGACUGGCUGUGUCGUGCCAGAACUGGCAGCAUAAGUACCUCGAUGGCGCACCGCCUCCUGAGCCUGAUUGGAUACACAGCCGGGCACGAGUGCAGCGUCGACGGCGAGAAAGGAGCGCGCAGCGGAUCUGGCAGCGCAAGUCCCUCGACCACGCUCCGUCUCCGUCUCCUCUAACCCCGUCCGGCGACCUACUCGUAUAUCGCGCGCAUGAGCACGACCGCAGCGUCGACGCCAAAAUUGACAGCGGUGGAGCCCGAAUCAGCACUGUCGUCCUCAUAGAUACGACAGCAUGA